CUACAAUAGCUACUCUUGUUCUUACUCUCUUCUACGGAUCAUAUCGGCAGGUCCACUGUUUAUGCUCAUCUCUACAGCAAAACUGGGGAAUCCUUGUGAAAGAGUGGUAUCGACUUCUGCAUUCUUUAAUCUUCUUCAAGUUCCACACAAAUGGCAAAUAAACUACACGUAUCACCGUCAUCAAGAUCCAGAUCUCCAAUUCUCCUCUGCACUCUCUCCUUCCUUGCUCUCUCUCUUCUCUUCUUUCUCUUCUCUCUUUCCUCUUCUCAGACCCGUAACCUCUCCUCUUUCCCAGACCCAAAUCUCACUCUCAAACCGGAAACCUCCUUUGUUACUUCUCUUGAGCACUUCCUCACUGUAAAAGCUUCUAAAUCCUCUCCAAUUCGAGACGAUACGGUUCUUCAAGUGACUGAAGAGGAUGUGAAGGAAUUGGAUGAGAAAAUGUUUGUGAAAGAGAGUGAGAGAGUGUACGGGAAUGUAUACUACCCUGUGGAGUUUCCAAUUAGGGUUUAUGUAUAUGAAAUGCCGAGGAAAUUCACAUACGAGUUGCUUUGGCUGUUUAGAAAUACUUAUAGAGAGACUGGUAAUCUUACCUCCAAUGGCAGUCCCGUGCAUCGAUUAAUCGAACAACAUUCCAUUGAUUAUUGGCUUUGGGCGGAUUUGAUAGCGCCAGAAUCAGAAAGGCUUUUGAAGACUGUCGUGAGAGUUCAUAGGCAAGAGGAAGCUGACUUGUUCUACAUCCCUUUUUUCACCACAAUCAGCUUUUUUUUGUUGGAAAAGCAGCAAAGCAAGGCUCUUUAUAGGGAAGUUUUGAAGUGGGUGACUGAUCAACCUGCAUGGAAACGAUCUGAAGGGAGGGAUCACAUUCUUCCUGUUCAUCAUCCGUGGUCUUUCAAGUCUGUUCGCAGAUACAUGAAAAAUGCUAUUUGGUUGCUACCAGAUAUGGACUCCACGGGAAAUUGGUACAAGCCAGGACAAGUGUUUCUGGAGAAAGAUCUAAUUCUUCCAUAUGUCCCCAAUGUUGAUUUGUGUGAUGCUAAGUGUUUAUCUGAAAGUGAAUCUAAGAGAACCACACUGAUUUUCUUCCGAGGCCGGCUUAAAAGGAAUGCUGGUGGGAAAAUACGUGCUAAGCUUGUAGCAGAACUAAGUGGUGCUGAUGGCGUGGUUAUAGAGGAGGGGUCAGCUGGAGAGGAAGGGAAAGCAGCAGCUCAGUUUGGCAUGCGCAAGUCUGUCUUUUGCUUAAGUCCAGCAGGUGACACUCCUUCAUCUGCCAGAUUAUUUGAUGCUAUUGUUAGUGGGUGUAUCCCAGUAAUAGUCAGUGAUGAGUUGGAGCUCCCAUUUGAAGGGAUUCUUGAUUAUCGAAAGAUAGCUUUAUUUGUUUCUUCUUCUGAUGCCAUACAACCAGGUUGGUUGUUGCAAUUCCUAAAAGGCAUUAGUCCUGUUCAACUGAGGGAUAUGCGAAAGAACCUUGCCAAGUACUCAAGGCAUUUUCUGUAUUCCAGUCCAGCCCAACCCUGGGGUCCAGAAGACUUGGUCUGGAGGAUGAUGGCUGGUAAAUUGGUAAACAUCAAGCUUCACACACGGAGAUCGCAGCGCUUGGUGAAAGAGUCGAGGAGCAUAUGUACUUGUGAAUGUAAACGCACAAACUUUACAGGUCCAAGUUCCGUAUAAUCACCCUUAUUUGAAAUCAUUUUUUAUGUUGUAGGUAUAAAUCUUUUAGUUAAAAUAUAAAUUUUCACAGCUCUGCCAUUGGUUUUCUGAAUUCCAACUGAGGUUAAAUCAUAAACGGUUAAUGUUUCUUCAUUUCCGAUAGCCAUUCUAUCCCCUUUCCCUCACCUGCCACCGGAAACACGUAGCUGUUAUUCAUUAUGUAUCUGAAUAUUACUGAUUAAUAGAUGUAUUAUCUAGGAGAGUUGCUGCAUUUGGUCCAUGGAGGCAGCUUAUAUUAUGCAGCAAAUUCAUCUGCUAAA
Messenger RNA from Jatropha curcas, 1970 nucleotides. RefSeq names its product Exostosin family protein. Gene Ontology annotation, molecular function: glycosyltransferase activity. NCBI's taxonomy places the organism in Eukaryota, Viridiplantae, Streptophyta, Magnoliopsida, Malpighiales, Euphorbiaceae. The record is from RefSeq and is a predicted model, not a curated record.